AUGGAUGCGUCGGUCGAUCGCGGCGGCGAUCGGUGGGCGUCGCACUCGCGCGCGCGCGACGCGCGGACGCGCGCGAUGACGCUCACGGAGGCGGAACAGGAGGUGUACGAUCGACAGAUCCGCGUGUGGGGUCUGGAGACGCAGCGAACGAUCGGGGCGUCGAGGAUCUUGGUCAGUUUUACGUGCACAGAAGAGGACGAUGACGAUGACAGAGGUGAAAAGAACGCGUCGUCCACGCGGGCGUCGCGCGGUGUCGCCGCGGAGACGGCGAAGAACGUCACGUUAGCGGGCGUCGGUGCGUUGACGAUCCGGAACGACGAUCGGGACGACGACGCGAGUGCGUACGCGCGCACCGUCGGGAGGGAUGGGAAUUUUUUAAACGUCGAGCGCGCGGAUGAGUAUCGGGCGAUGGGACGAGAGCCGAAAGACGUCACGUUGGCCUCGAACAUGGCUCAGACGUUAUCGGAGAUGAACGCGUUCGGGAAGAUCACGGCGGAGGAUGGAGGCGCGCGAGGGAAGAAGUUGUACGAGGAGGACGCGGAUUACUUUUCAAAGUUUGACGUCGUCGUCGCGUGCGGAUACACGUUCGCCGAGGCGGAAGCGAUCAACGAUCUGUGUCGCACAUCCAACUGUGGAUUUUUUGGUGCGUUCACCGGCGCGUCGGCGAGGUACUUCUUCGCCGAUCUCGGUGACGCGUUCGAGUACGUCGCGGGGUCGGGCGAAAGCGUCGCGGCGGGCGUCGCGCGAUACUCGAGGAUGUCCGAAGCUCUGGGCGCGCGCGCGGGCGCGAACGAUUGGACAAAGUUGAAGAAGCGCGCGUCGAAGAUCCCGCUCGCCCUUCGCGUCGUGCGUGAGUUCGAGCGCAGGCAUUCAAACAGACGCGCGACGGCGAACGAUUGGGACGCGCUCGACGCGUUGCGCCGAGAGCUCGCCGGCGCGUUCGGCGCGUCGUCCGAAGACAUCGUCGACGAGGCGUCGAUUCGCGCCCUGUUACGCCCUGAAAACGACUUCCCCGCGAUGAACGCCGUCGUGGGCGGAAUAUUAGGCCAGGAGGUGCUCAAGCGCGCGUCUCGCAGAGGCGCGCCGAGCGUAAACGCCUUCUUCUUCGACCUCGCCUCUGGACAAGGUUUCGUGCACGAUUUCACCCCGUGA
Molecule: messenger RNA, 1152 nt
Organism: Ostreococcus tauri
Lineage: Eukaryota; Viridiplantae; Chlorophyta; Mamiellophyceae; Mamiellales; Bathycoccaceae
Product: Molybdenum cofactor biosynthesis, MoeB
Exons: 1
Coding region: 1-1152 (383 amino acids)
Molecular function (GO): ubiquitin-like modifier activating enzyme activity
Source: RefSeq, a predicted model, not a curated record